GACGGGCAUCAGCUAAACAAACAGUUGACGUCAUGCAGUUGUUCAUUCUCUUUGCACUGUGCUUGGUGGCGGCGGCAAGUGAUGCACAUAAAGCAGUUGACAAAACGUUUGUGCCCCGUUAUACGCUCUUAGCUGAGAGCAAGAAAAAGGAUCAGGACUUGGAUCAGCUGCCAAGUGAUGUAGUUGAACGCCAACCUUGGCGUCGCUUGGCCUACGGCGGCUUUGGCGGUCAACAAACUGGCUGGCCGGGUCCCAUGCAAGCCGCUUCACUCGGCCCGGGCCUGCUGCUGUUGGGUGUCAAUCUAGGCGCCCUGCUCUAUAUGCUGCUUGGCUUGCUAGGACUAGCGCCGGCACAGCGAAUCGGGACGUGGCAUGCUGGUGACAUGUACCGAAACGAUAGACAAAAUUUGGAUGCUGGCAAGGAAUCGACAUUAUAUUUCUAGAGUUGAAGCAUUACACAAUGCUUUUCAACGUUUAAAAAAAAAUUAAAAUUUACAUAAUAUAUAUAUUUAAUGAUUAAUUAGGUUUUUACAAAACUAAAAGCAGUAAAUUAAAAGUUUGGUUUGCAUAAAAUGAACGAAAUUAAAAAUAAA
Molecule: messenger RNA, 593 nt
Organism: Drosophila montana
Lineage: Eukaryota; Metazoa; Arthropoda; Insecta; Diptera; Drosophilidae
Exons: 1
Coding region: 33-443 (136 amino acids)
Source: RefSeq, a predicted model, not a curated record